Molecule: messenger RNA, 5231 nt
Organism: Culex quinquefasciatus (southern house mosquito)
Lineage: Eukaryota; Metazoa; Arthropoda; Insecta; Diptera; Culicidae
Gene: sgg
Product: glycogen synthase kinase-3 beta
Exons: 10
Coding region: 811-3108 (765 amino acids)
Biological process (GO): protein phosphorylation; signal transduction; negative regulation of canonical Wnt signaling pathway
Cellular component (GO): nucleus; cytoplasm; cytosol
Molecular function (GO): protein serine/threonine kinase activity; ATP binding
Source: RefSeq, a predicted model, not a curated record
AGUACCAACGCAGACACUCGCAGAAGUGGAAGUACGUUCCGUGAGCGCGCGCGCCUUCGAACAGCUCAAACUCUCCAAACACGAAGAAAUUCGCGAGGCAAACUUUUUUUGUUUCUUGUUACUGAUUUUUUGUUUUGUUACAAUCGUUACCGUUUUGUUGUUUGAUACUGUAAUUAACGACACUAUUUUUGCAACGAUUUUAUUUCGCUGCUUGUUUUGCGCCAAAUUACGAAUUGAUUGAAGAUUGAUCGAAGAGAGUAGUGUGUGCAAUCGCAAUUUGCGAAACGAUCGCGAUCGAGAAGCAACGAAAAAAAAAAAUCGCCCUGGAAAAGUGAAGAGCAAUUUGGAAUCCUCUCGAUUCGAUGCCCCCAAAGUGAGAGUUGGCCGCAGAUUUCGCACUGCUGACGAACAAACGGCGCGAUUCGGCAAAACCAAGUGGUGGCAGAGUGUUUACUGUUGCAUGUCGCAAAAGCCGACCAAGAAUAACACAAAAGGAAGAAGACCGGGCCAGAUAACCGAAGAAGAAAAAGUGUUCAUUUGCUGCAGCAGUCCCGCGUGGAGUUGAACGCUGUGCGCGGCCAAGGUUUUUUUCCACCGACGUUGUGUCACUGCGCGGACUGAACUUUACCGAAUUCUACAGGCUUAAGCGGAGCGGAGCUACGACAUAGUUUCUUCGGUUGACGAGGGAAGAGAUUCCGCGAGCAGGCACUGCCGAAACUAUACAACUAACAACUAGUGGACGACGGUCAAAGCGCGCAAGUAGAUUGAGCGGCUGUCAAGAUUUGGCCGGCCCGCGCGGUCACACACAAUAUGAAGCAGAUUAACAGUCUGGAGGACUCGACUCCGCCGCUGACAAUGGCGGCAAUCGUGCGUCGUCGGGCGGAGGCCAUCAAGCACAACAGUGAGUGCGAAACGGACGAGCAGCGCCACAAUCAGAUCCUGCCAUCACUCGGGACCAGUACGAUCGUCGCGUCCGACUCGGGCGUGUUCAUGUCAACGUCGGACAUCGACCGGACGCACAGCGUAAGCGCCAGUACGCACCAGCUGGCCGCCGUCGAGGAGUACACGGAACCGCCGACGGGGCUGAAAUCCACGUACGUACUCGGCGAGGAGAACGACGAUGACGAGGAGGAGGAAGAGGACAUCAUCGAGCUAGACCAAGAGAACAGUAAGACUGAACGGAAACUGGGAAACAAGCGGACCUGCCAGAGCCUGCCGGACGUCAACAGUCCUCGGGCGCUGAGCACUGCCGUCGUAACCACCUGUGAUAGCAGUAGUGAUAUAGUUGUAGCACCCACGAUGGACGAAGGUCUGGCGACCCGGCCGUGCGACACCGGCGGUGCCAAAGCGAAGCAGCAGCGAUCUUCGGCAAUACCCGCCUCCGGAACCGCGCUACUGCAGUCCAAAAAGCUGGUCGAUCCCAGCCUGCUGCAGGCGUUCUCCAUCGAUCCCAAGCUGAUCAACAAGUACGACGGGCUGGAGCACACGCUGUACUACAUCGACGAGAACGGAAGCCCCAAGCUGCGGGACAAGUUCUCCGUGCAGCAGCAGCUGGCCGAGGAGAAGAAGCGCCGGAAACGGGAACGCAAGAUGGAAAAGUAUGGGGUGGACGCGGACGCCGUCACGCCCCAGUGUACUUGCUUCAGCUUCAGCCGGCUGUCCCGGAAGUUCCGGGAGAUGUGUAAGGAUGGUUCAAAAGUGACAACGGUUGUGGCAACAGCCGGCCAAGGACCAGACAGACCACAGGAAGUAUCGUACACAGAUACGAAAGUGAUCGGCAAUGGAAGCUUCGGCGUCGUCUUCCAGGCGACGCUCUGUGAUACGGGCGAGCUCGUCGCGAUCAAGAAGGUGUUACAGGACAAACGAUUCAAGAACCGCGAACUGCAGAUUAUGCGACGGCUAGAACACUGUAAUAUUGUUAAACUAAAAUAUUUCUUUUACUCCAGCGGCGAAAAGCGGGACGGUUUCCCCUUCGACAUGGGGAUAUUCGCCGGUGCAUUGCAGACCCAGAAAGACGAAGUUUAUCUCAACCUAGUGCUCGAAUAUAUUCCAGAAACCGUUUACAAAGUGGCUCGUUACUAUGCUAAAAACAAACAAACGAUACCAAUCAAUUUUAUCAGACUCUACAUGUACCAGCUGUUCCGGAGUCUCGCGUACAUCCACUCGCUCGGUAUCUGCCAUCGUGAUAUCAAACCCCAGAACCUGCUGCUCGACCCGGAGACGGCCGUACUGAAGCUGUGCGACUUUGGCAGCGCCAAGCAGCUGCUGCACGGCGAACCGAACGUGUCGUACAUCUGCUCGCGAUACUACCGGGCACCGGAGUUGAUAUUUGGUGCCAUAAACUAUACCACAAAGAUCGACGUCUGGAGCGCGGGCUGCGUACUGGCAGAGCUGCUGCUCGGGCAGCCCAUCUUCCCCGGCGACUCCGGCGUCGACCAGCUGGUCGAGAUCAUCAAAGUGCUCGGCACGCCCACCCGGGAACAGAUCAAGGAGAUGAACCCGAACUACACGGAAUUCAAGUUCCCCCAGAUCAAGAGUCAUCCAUGGCAGAAGGUAUUCCGGGCACGCACCCCGCCGGACGCGAUCGCCCUCGUGUCCCGGCUGCUCGAGUACACCCCGGGCACCCGGAUCACCCCCAUCCAGGCCUGCGCGCACCCGUUCUUCAACGAGCUGCGGGAGGGCAACAAGCAGCUGCCGAACGGGCGCGAGUUUCCGCCGCUGUUCAACUUCACAGAGCAAGAGCUCGCGAUCCAGCCCAGCCUGAACCUGAUCCUGAGGCCGCGGAACCCGAACGACGCGAAAGCCGGCCAGUCGUCGAGCUCGGCCGACGGCGGUGCCGGUGCCUCCGGCGGGAACGGCGCUGGCGGCAGCAGCAACAACAACAACGGUGGCAGCAGCAAUAGUGGCACCUCGGCGGCGGACGGCGGCUCCCAGGCGCAGGGCCAGGACGGUGGCAGCGGCAGCAGCCAGCCAGCCGGUGGGGCCGGUUCGCAGUCCGGGGCCGGUGCGGACGAUAUUCCGACGGCACAGUCGGGCGGCGUGCCCGGCGUGGACAGCAGUUCCAGUCAAGGGGCUCUCGCUUCGGCGGCAACUUCUACAAUGGGUUAGCUUUAAUUUUGUGCGUACACAUUAAAUAUUAUAAAUAUAUUUUUUUUAAUUUUAAAAUAUUAAUUUAACGCGAGGAUGAAAAUAAACAAAAAAAAACAACACACACACACUAGAAGAAGAAGCAACCAAGAGAGAAACAAAAAACAGCAAAAUCGUGGUUUAUUAAAAUUACUAGUGAGGUAAAGAAAAAAUAAAAGUAAAAGAAUAAACAAACAAACAACACACAUUACUAUCUAUAGCAAAAAUUUAAUACUUAAACACAAAACAAGCAACCACUAAUAGAAAGAAAGGAAGAAAAUUCAAGUAAACAAUACAGACAUUCACUUUAAAAACAAACAAAAAGGAGAUAUCUGAACGAUGCAAGAGUAAUAUUUCAAGCGACAUUAUAAUUACUAAAGGACAAAAAUUAAACACACACUUACAUUCACCAACCACACACACACACACACACCCACGCAAUCCCAACCCAAGUUUAGAGGAUCAAACUCACCUUCUGCAACAGCAAAAAAAAACGAGGAAGAAAAAAAAAUGCGAUUUAAAUAAAGUGGACGAGCAAAAGUGUAGUUUCAAUUUGCUAGUUAUAGUUGAAAAGUUCAGUUUAUCGUUCUCUUGUGACUGUUGUGCAACAAAAAAAAACAAACAAACAAAAAAAUAUAAUAAUUAUAAAUUGAGAGAGGGUAAACAAAAACAAAACAAAACGUUACGCAGUGUGGCGAUGGGAAAAACCAAGCGCCGAACGGGGAGAGAGGUCUUCGGUUGGCGAAGGCUCGCCCCGACUCGUGUUUAUUACAUAUAUAUAUGUAUGUAUACUUUAUAUAUUUUUGUGUUUAAAGUUUUGACAGAGAGUGGCGCCGCGCGCGCCCCCUCGUUUUUUUCUUGCCCCCGCGACAUGUAUCGUGCUGUGGGGUUCAGAGUUUUUCUUUUCUGUUUUAUGCAUAAAUAAAAGUUUGAUUUAAGAGAGCGUAACGUGGUAAUGUGUUUGUAACGCAGCGUUGAAAGUCGCCACAGAGACUUUGAGACGAUUUCUAGCCGCAGCAGCAGCAACUGAGAGGGAGAAAAUGUUGAAAUUUACGAAAAACAAAUUGAGCAUGAGGUUCGGCGAACGACGCGUCUGUUAGGAGUAACAUGUGUAGAACGGUGUGGAACAAUUGUUUAUAUUAUUAUUAGCGAUGAAAAAAACAGAAAUAACUAUUCAAAUACACAAACACACAGACAAGUACCACUAACACACGUAACAGAGUCUUGCGAGAAACCAGAAUGUGAAUGAAGCGUAAUGCAAAAUUACUCAACAAAAACUCUUCUCUUUAUCACUUUGAAAUUUGAAAUCGAGAGCAAAUUACUACACAACAAAACAAAAUCAACACCCUAUUUAAAGGAUCAACUCUGCAGCAACAGCGAGAAGAAGAAGAAGAAGUAAAUAUAUAAACGGCAAAACAAAAACGUUUUCCUUUUCCUCGAGCUACACAGAAGAAAGAUGAAACACACACACCGUGAAUGGUCUCCCGCGAGCGUUCGCGCGCGACACCAGACCGCGAGCAUAAUUAUAAUAAUCAAACAAUAAAUUAUUUUAAAAUAAAAAAAAAAACAAACACUGAGAAGGAAAGAAAAUCAAUGAAAAAAACACUUUUUUGUAGUAUAAACAAAGUAUAUAUAUUAACGCAUAAGUAAUUUAAAUUUAAAUCCCAAAAAAAGAUGAGAAAACGAAAAGAAAAAAAGAAAACAGAGAAUGAAACGGCAAAACCGAUAAUUUAACACACACACACAGAAAACACUGAGAAAAAAAAACAUGGUGAAAGCGCGAGCGUGUUUGACCGCGGCGUAAAGAAUAAAAAACAAACAGAAAAAAUAGCCGAAAGUUGUAAUUAAAAAAGAAAACCACACACACACAGAUGAUGAAAAGAAACAAAAAUAUCGUUGUCGCUGUAUAAAAAAGGAAGCAGUAAAGCAAAACAAGUAAAAAACAAGUACAGCAGUGAGGACGAAGUAAUAUUUAACAACAACAACAACAAAACACACACACACACACACAUAGUAACUGCUACAAUUUUUAGCUAUUAGAUAUUUUAAUCAGCUAGAAAAAAAAGUAAAUAAAGGAAAAAAUGUUAAGAGAUUUCGCUGUCAUC